This is a messenger RNA of Pteronotus mesoamericanus, 3047 nucleotides long. RefSeq names its product E2F transcription factor 6 (gene E2F6). The record is from RefSeq and is a predicted model, not a curated record. Gene Ontology annotation, cellular component: RNA polymerase II transcription regulator complex. The transcript has 7 exons. The coding region runs from base 271 to 1119 and encodes 282 amino acids. Gene Ontology annotation, biological process: regulation of transcription by RNA polymerase II. Gene Ontology annotation, molecular function: protein dimerization activity; DNA-binding transcription factor activity, RNA polymerase II-specific; RNA polymerase II cis-regulatory region sequence-specific DNA binding. Lineage: Eukaryota; Metazoa; Chordata; Mammalia; Chiroptera; Mormoopidae.
UGCACUGCGCAUGCGGGAAGAUGGCGGCCGUGGCUCCGUAAGAGCCGUGGGUCACCCCGUUCCCCGGCCGUCUGCGUGAUAACUCUCGGGGCCUUGGGCAGUGGCGGGUCCGUCCGCAACCCGCUUCAGCCAGGGGCACCUCCUACCAGACCGCGAGCUCUGUUCGUGCUCGGCUCCGGGAACGGCGUGUUGGGGGCGGUGUCCGACGCGACCGGGAGAAGGCGGGAGAGCUCGCAGGGGGCGAGGGCGAGGGGCGGCUGGCUGGGCAGCAUGAGUCAGCAGCGGCCGGCGCGGAAACUGCCCAGCCUGCUCGUGGACCCGGCCGAGGAGACGGUGCGCCGCCGGUGUCGAGACCCCAUCAACGUGGAGGGCCUGCUGCCAUCAAAAAUAAGGAUUAAUUUAGAAGAUAAUGUGCAAUAUGUGUCCAUGAGAAAAACUCUAAAAGUGAAGAGACCGCGUUUUGACGUGUCCCUGGUAUAUUUAACUCGGAAAUUCAUGGAUCUUGUCAGAAAUGCUCCUGGGGGCAUCCUCGACUUAAACAAGGUCGCAACAAAACUGGGAGUACGGAAACGGAGAGUGUACGACAUCACCAAUGUCUUGGAUGGGAUCGACCUGGUGGAAAAAAAGUCUAAGAACCACAUUCGAUGGAUAGGAUCUGAUCUCAGCAAUUUUGGAGCCGUGCCCCAGCAGAAGAAGCUGCAGGAUGAACUUUCUGACUUAUCAGCAAUGGAAGAGGCUCUGGACGAGCUAAUCAAGGAUUGUGCUCAGCAGUUGUUCGAGUUAACAGAUAACAAAGAAAACGAAAGACUAGCGUAUGUGACGUACCAAGACAUUCACAGCAUCCAGGCCUUCCACGAGCAGAUCGUUAUUGCAGUCAAAGCUCCAGCGGAGACCAGACUGGAUGUUCCAGCGCCCAGAGAAGACUCUAUCACAGUGCACAUCCGGAGCACCAAAGGGCCCAUCGACGUCUACCUGUGCGAAGUAGAGCCGCGUCGCCCCAGCGGCAAAGGGUCUGAAGGUGCAGGGAGCUCGUCAUCGAAGAGCAAACACCCAGAAAACCCUGCUAAAGAAGAAGCUCCUCCACAGCCAAGUGAAGAGCUGCUUGAGGUGAGCGACUGAUGACAGGGUCCGAGACGGCGCGCACUGGGCGUUCUGGAGCUCCCUGGGGGUGGCCUGGCGUCCAGUUUGAUUCUCAGAGCAGUACAUGCCGCCUGAGUCCCCUCGCUCGCCGGCAGUGGCAGCGUCACGGCCAACGGUGUCCUGGAGUAGCUCGCUGCCUGGGGUCCUGGGUUACUACGGACGGCUGUCGUUCCGCAUUCGAAGAAAAGUCUUUUCAUAAUUCACUGCUUUUUGUCAGUGAAACAGACAUCCUGCCUGCUGAAGUCACUUCACCCUGAAGAUCAUUAAACGGACAGCCGGGCCUGGGACGGAGAGUCCUUCCUGGGCCCUGCCCCUUCCUUCAAGGAUCACGUGUGGUCAUCACAAAAGCCGUUGCCUUACACGAGUCCACGUCUGCAGUUAGCUGCUGUUCAUUGGAUGGGUGUGCACACGCACCUAAGUGUGCUGUCUUUGUACAUAUCUGUAUAAUGUUCGGAUUACUUAUGUGCGCCUAAGUGAAUCUUUUCACCAUUGUAUAGCCAAAAUAAUGUGUAUAUGGAAAUUAACAGACAAAUGCUCUAAUUUCUGUGGUAUCUGUAACUUAUUAGAAUCCUCUGAAUGAGGGUUAGAGGAGAGUUUUUCCAAACUUCUACAUGUAGAAGUAUCAUAAAUAGGCUAUACACUUUUAAGUUCAUGCAUUUAAUGAAAGAAUUUCAGUAAGAUUCCCAGUGCUAGAAUUGGAUUUCAAGCUACUUACCGUUACCGUGUCUGAGCAGACUGGUGGCAUUGCCCCAAGCCUUCAGGGACAAGUAUAGAAACGCCAUCACAUAGAGGCCUCACUGAGCGUAAGGCACAAGUUCAGCUACAGUGACAAUUGGAAACCACUUUACUGUUGCCCGCAGGCUUUAUGCCGUGUUUCUGUGUGUAGCCUUGCUCUUCAGCAGAGGGGUUUACCUGGGCGUUGCCUGCGCCCUGUCCUCUGGCCAGCUCUGGUCCCCCAUUGCCAAGUACCUGGCUAAUUCUACCUCACGGGGUCAGCCCCGCACCGCUCUGUGCCUCGGUUCACUCAGUAGUCCACCGUGUGACUGUGAGCUCCUGGAGGGACUUGCUCUCAGUCGUCGUUCCACGCAGCCUCGCGCCAUGCCUGGCACACGAGACGUGCUCGAUAAAUGACUGAACCGGCCCGUGGGUGAGCGAGUCGUGAAGUUCAACUAGCAAUGUGUGGCUUGUCUACCGUGCAGGAUUCUUGUGAGCGUCAUUCACGUUUACCUUUUAAACAUCUCUGGUUUCCAAAGGAGAAAUUGGAAGCAACCUGAAGACCAUGGAUAAAAAACUUUUAAACAGGAAUCAAAAAUCACUGUAUUGAAAAAUAACGCUGAGUGUGUGGGAUCCUCGUACCCUGCGCCCCGGUGGCUCUGCUAGUCCGGUCCCUCUGCGGCACGGGGCCCCUCCCUCUCAGCAGCCCCUGCCGGCUCUGUCGCCAGGCUAGCGGCUGCCAGCAGUGCCCCGCGUUUGAGACAGGCUGGGGAACUUGGGACCUCAGGCAGGAGCGUGAGUAUAUGCAUCAGGUGCUCACGAGAAGACCUGGGGUCUACAAAGGAGAAAGAGCAGAUGUCAGCGUCUGUGUGGUGGCCAAAGUCAUGGGGUGGGGGGUGAGGUUGGCUGAAGAGGGUGCAGCAGGAGCGGAGAGGCCCACAGGGAAAUAAGGGAGCAAGAGCCUCUCCUGAGAAGGAAUAAUGGGGGCAGGGGGAUAGAGAAGGCAGUCCCCCCCAGCCAGCGAAGGAAGUGUGGCCCAAGGCGAUAGCAUUGCUUCUGAGCCACAGUUCCUUCCUUGCAAAACGUGACAAAUGUUCUACUUGACAAGCUGGUGUGAGGGUGAAGUGAGACUGUAAACAAAAAGGCUUUUGUAACCAUAGAUGUGUUAUAUAAAGGCGGGAUUCCUGUCCCUC